CUGAAGCCUCAGAACCGGUAGAGGAUUCCUCUGAAUUAUGGCUGGGUCUACGUACCCGGGGCAUUCAGUACGAGCCACGUACCCAGGGUGUCCAGUACGAGCCACGUACCCGGGGUGUCCAGUACGAGCCACGUACCCGGGGGGACCAGUACGAGCCACGUACCCGGGGCGACCAGUACGAGCCACGUACCCGGGGCGACCAGUACGAGCCACGUACCCGGGGUGUCCAGUACGAGCCACGUACCCGGGGUGUCCAGUACGAGCCACGUACCCGGAGCGACCAGUACGAGCCACGUACCCGGGGUGUCCAGUACGAGCCACGUACCCGGGGUGUCCAGUACGAGCCACGUACCCGGGGUGUCCAGUACGAGCCACGUACCCGGGGCGACCAGUACGAGCCACGUACCCGGGGCGACCAGUACGAGCCACGUACCCGGGGCGACCAGUACGAGCCACGUACCCGGGGCGACCAGUACGAGCCACGUACCCGGGGUGUCCAGUACGAGCCACGUACCCGGAGCGACCAGUACGAGCCACGUACCCGGGGUGUCCAGUACGAGCCACGUACCCGGGGUGUCCAGUACGAGCCACGUACCCGGGGCGACCAGUACGAGCCACGUACCCGGGGCGACCAGUACGAGCCACGUACCCGGGGCGACCAGUACGAGCCACGUACCCGGGGCGACCAGUACGAGCCACGUACCCGGGGCGACCAGUACGAGCCACGUACCCGGAGCGACCAGUACGAGCCACGUACCCGGGGCGACCAGGCUGAAGAGGCAUUUGACAAGUGCCCUCAAAAGUCACACGAGACAAGCCCAUGA
Procambarus clarkii (red swamp crayfish) is the source of this 824-nucleotide messenger RNA. The record is from RefSeq and is a predicted model, not a curated record. NCBI's taxonomy places the organism in Eukaryota, Metazoa, Arthropoda, Malacostraca, Decapoda, Cambaridae.